CUCAUAGAGUGAGUGGCCUAUAUGCUUCCACCUUAGAUCCGUCCUCCCCUCACUUGUGGUCGCAACACACACAAUGACGACAGUACAAGACCGUCACCCGGAGCUCUUCCAGCCCAUAAACUAUGAGUCCCCACGAGGCAAGGAACGUCGUGUACCAAUGCAGGUCCUGUGCUUGGGUUUCAACCGUACCGGCACUGCGACCAUGUCUGCUGCUUUGGAGAAACUAGACAUUCCUUGCUGGCACUCUUUUCAUCUUCUGACCACCCACUUUGGGGAUAAUGAGAUGUGGCAGGAUGCAAUUGACCGCAAGUUUUUCGGCAAGGGAACGCCUUUUGCUCGGAACGAGUUUGACCAGCUGAUUCACUCGUUUGGAGCCGUCAGCUCAGACACGCCUGCGAUAGCCUUCGCCGACGACUUGGUCGCGGCGUAUCCUGAGGCCAAAGUCGUCCUCGUCGAGAGGGAUAUUGAGCAGUGGUAUGAAAGCUAUAUGCAUGCUAUCAUAGGAAACAUGUUUGACCCAUUCACAAACAUUGUGUAUCAUCUGGACCGAAGCUACAUACACCCUAUUGGGAAAGUCCAGAAGAGUACCGUGGCUGGAUGGGCGGGCAUACGGUCCCACAAAGACGCUGAGCUGAAAGCUCGACAAAAGUAUCGCGAACACUAUGCGUUUGUCAGGAGUAUUACACCAAAGGAGCGAUUGUUGGAGUUUAAACUUGAAGACGGCUGGGAACCGCUGUGCAAAUUCCUCGGAAAAGAGGUACCCACAAGUGAGUUUCCCAGGCUGAAUGAGAAGGCUUGGUUUGAUGAGAAAGCUUCUCUGUUAGUGAAAGAAGGGUUGAAAAAGGUGGCUAUCAAGGUUAUUCCGUGGGUUGUUGCAAUAGUUGCUACUCGCUGGGCGUGGUCCCAUUACAUGGCAUAGACAGCCCAUUUUAUGGCUCAGGAAAGAAGGACAUGUACCUCCAAGUGGUACGCUAGUUGUGUGAAUGCAAAGACGAUGCUGCGUGUCAAUCUUGAGAUGUCGCGGAUGCCGCAAAAAGGAGAG
Molecule: messenger RNA, 1042 nt
Organism: Ilyonectria robusta
Lineage: Eukaryota; Fungi; Ascomycota; Sordariomycetes; Hypocreales; Nectriaceae
Product: efflux pump antibiotic resistance protein
Exons: 2
Coding region: 74-919 (281 amino acids)
Source: RefSeq, a predicted model, not a curated record